CACGGCCGCAAGCCACUUCUUUUUAUUUGUUCUUUUUUAUUUAUAUUGUGCCAUUGCUUUUGCAGCAGGAAGGUCGUCGCGGCUCUGGGGUUUAUUUUCGAGUAAUUACGUAUUUUUCGCGCUUUUCCUCUGAGGAAAAAAAUGUGUUCGAAAAAGUGAAGAGUGUUUUUCUUGAGUUUUAAGUGUUGAAAAAAAACUGUUGAACAACAAAAAUGAUUGCCAACGGGCAUGUAGUAGGAGAUGGAUCCUGGGAUUUGAGGGUAUUUGUGACCGAUUUACAAACCGAAAGGCAAAUUCGAGUUAAAGGAGAUGUACAUAUCGGUGGAGUUAUGUUACGUUUGGUCGAAGACUUAGAAAUUUCCAUGGAUUGGUCCGAUCACGCCCUCUGGUGGCCCGCACAAAAUAUUUGGUUGACGAGGGACAAGGUCUACGCUGGAUCAAUGCGGAGUCCAUGCGGACGCUUUAUUACAUUUCACACCGAUGCACAAAAUUUUAAGGGUUCAAUUGCCAGAUCUUAGGUAUUUAGAUAUGAGGGUGGACUGCUCAAUAAAAACCUUCUCUUCGGUGGUGCACGUGUGUAAAGAAUUAGGAAUCAGGCAUCCGGAAGAAUUGUCGUUUUGUAAGCCCUUGGAACCCAAUCACCUAAAGUACAACUACAAAGAUAUGCCAAAGAAGAAACACGAUCAAAACGGUACUCAUCAUAGAAAUGGACAUUUGGCGCCAGAUACAAAUACAUUUAUAGCAAACAGUAGUCCAGCCGGAAGCACAGGUAGUUUAGAAAAUUCACAAUUUAUGUGCGCGCCAGUCACACCUUCCAGAGUACCGCCAUCUUCGACGCCUAUUAGUAGUCCAGCUGGAAAUGGUACAUGGAAGAAAAACGGUUUUGGCACUACGGACCUAAACGGCACUUAUUCACCAAACGUUACAAGCAAUAGCCUAAGUCUUGAACAUCUAAACGGCACAUUUGACAGUAGUUUAGCUUCCAGCCCUCCAACGCCAGCCGCCGAGGCUAAGAGGCACCUCGUGAGGCCAAAAACGCUUGUCGAGAAAGCCAGGAUGAAUGUCGCCUGGCUGGAUUCCUCCCUUUCAAUUAUGGAACAAGGCAUCAGAGAGCACGACACAUUAUGUCUGAGAUUCAAAUUUUACGUUUUCUACGAUUUAAAUCCAAAAUACGACGCCAUAAGAAUAAAUCAGAUUUACGAACAGGCCAAAUGGCAGUUGCUUAAUGAGGAGAUUGAUUGUACUGAGGAGGAAAUGUUGAUGUUUGCUGCAUUACAGCUCCAAAUCAACCUUCAAGCCAGUCAACCUCAGCAAUACCGUUCCAUUGACAGCAACGGCGGCACACCUUCACCCCUGGAGGACGACAUCGAUGCCGCUCUGAACAAUCUCCAAAGCACCUUGGAAGGUUCCAGCAUCAGUGCACAUUCAAAUGACAUCACUUCUGUGCCGGAGUUAAAGGACCAGUUACGAUUCCUCAAACCUAAACGUUUCACGCUUAAAGCCUACAAAAAGUACUGGUUCACUUGCCGAGACCUUCACCUCUACAUGUAUAAGAAUCGUGAAGAUAUGGUCCAUAACAUUAAUUGCGUCAUGAAUAUCAACCUCAAAGGUUGUGAGGUGACUCCUGACGUGCACAUCAGCCAGAACAAAUAUGUCAUUAAGCUAGAGGUGCCUAGUGCCGAUGGGAUGUCAGAAAUGUAUAUACGCUGCGAUGACGAGACUCAAUACUCUAGAUGGAUGGCUUGUUGCCGCUUAGCCUCGAAAGGACGUUCUUUAGCCGACAGUUCUUACGAAACUGAAAAACAAACGAUUUUGGACUUCCUGAAUCUCCAAAGGCGAACAGAGCAGCCUGUCAUCAAUCCUAGCUCGUUGGAUAUACAGACUGAGGACUAUUUAUCGCCAAAAUACUUGAAAAAAUCCAAAGGAAAGCUAACACAAAGGAUCUUAGAAGCCCAUACAAACGUGAAAGAUCUGUCAUUGGUUGACGCCAAAAUGAACUACAUUAAAGCCUGGCAACUGUUGCCCGAUUACGGCAUCACCCUGUUUGUGGUCAAAUUUAUGGAUUCUAAAAAAGAGGAAUUGUUAGGUGUGGCUUAUAACAGAAUAAUGAAAAUGGACAUCAACUCGGGAGACCAUCAGAAAACUUGGAGGUUUAACACGAUGAAAGCUUGGAAUAUUAAUUGGGAAAUUAAACAUAUGAUGGUGCAAUUUGAAGAGGGAAAUAUUGUGUUCAGCUGUCAAUCGGCUGAUUGUAAGGUUAUCCAUGAAUUUAUCGGUGGAUACAUUUUCUUAUCGACAAGAUCCAAAGAUGCCAGUCAAACGUUGAAUGAAGAAUUGUUCCAUAAAUUGACAGGAGGAUGGUCAUAAGUUAAGCUGGUGACUUUUGUAGAGUAAUUUAUUGCAGGAUGGUCUUUGUUGAGGCUUAAUUUUUAACAAAACUUUUUCUUCCAAUCUUUCCCAGAUUUUGUAACGAUUUUUUUGGGGCUUUAGUAAUUUACAAAUUUUGAAAUUCUUAUGGAAAGUCAGUCCUAAUAGGCAAUCUACUUAAAGUUUUUAUUGAGCAUAUAAUAUUUUGUCUCAAGUGCAUUGUGCAUAUUAAUAAUUUUUGGCACUAAUAUUAAUUUUAGCCUCUUAUGCACUUGUUCAUCAACUAACCAAAUUUGUCUUUGGUUUCUUUUAAUGUUUUUUUUUUCCAAAAAUAAUUCAAACUUUUGGAUCUUUUGAAAUCGACUAUAUUUAAAGAAUCCAAUAAUUUUUGUUGAAUUUGAUUUGUUGUUGGAGAAAAUUUCUUAGACGAUUUUAUGAAUAGAGAUGUUUAUUAUUUGUAAAUAGAAUUUAUUUUGUUAAUAUUUUAUUGCAACGUGUUACAGGCGGCAUUGCCUUGUAAUGAAAUUUUAUUUAAAUAUUUAUUGAGGAUUGUAACAUAUUGAGAAAAAAAAAAUGCGUUUAUGCUUAUGGAAAAGUUGCCUUUUUCGGAUUUUUAGAUAAUUAUUGUUGUUGCUUAGAUGUUAACUGAACGAAACCAUAAGAUCUAGGUGCCUUAUUGUGUGGAUUUCCAUAAAUUAGUGAAAAUAUUAACGUUAGAUCUUAUGGGGACGAGUGUUUUAUUUUUAAACUACUUACUACUAUUAUAUUCUAAUGUUACUAAAGUUUUUAGAAAAAAAAAUUGAAAAUAUAUUUUUACCCAAGUUUUUAACUUCCGGAACCAUUUUUUCUUAUACAGGAAAUACAUACAUACAAACCUAUUUUAUAUAAAUUGAUAUUAUUGUAUAAAUAAAACAGUUUUAUCUAUUAAUAAAGUAUAUUAUUAUUAACAAAAAAAAUAAAGUUUUAUUUAUAUAUUAAAGAAUGCAAUGACCCAGAAAAAUAAAUUGCUCAUCUUAUUUUCGAUACAAACAAAAUUAGUCGAAAAUAAUGGUUAUAAUAUACAAUGUUGCCAUCAUUAAUGUUUAAUCGUAAUUAUUGACAUACAUAUCGUCGUCGUUAUAAUCGUCAUAAUAAUCUUCAACCCAGUCAUCAAAAUGGUCGUCGUCAUAAUAAUCUUCAACCCAGUCAUCAUAAUGGUCGUCGUCAUAAUAAUCUUCAACCCAGUCAUCAUAAUGGUCGUCAUCAUCCUCACCUACAAAAUUGACAUAUUUCAUUUUAUAUUUUUUCUGAUAAUAGAUAACAUAGGCAGGGUAAUACGAAGCAUCAUCAUAUUUAACCAAAACAGUUCCAGUUUUAUUCUUGGAAGUGUACGAAGCAGGAGCUUUUGGUACUAUUGUAUCUUUAGAUCCAGUUUCCAGCGGAUUGCCAUAAAACAUUUUAGCCAGCACCAUGACUUUAUUGAUUUUUUUGCAAUUCUUUGGAUAAUGAGUAGCGAAUGUUGAAUUCUUGGCGAAUGAGAUUCCCUUUCCAAAUUUGUGAGUUAUG
This is a messenger RNA of Ceutorhynchus assimilis (cabbage seed weevil), 3912 nucleotides long. NCBI's taxonomy places the organism in Eukaryota, Metazoa, Arthropoda, Insecta, Coleoptera, Curculionidae. The record is from the annotation of a GenBank genome assembly.